UUCAUCUUACUCUAAUUAUUCAGUUCUCCUUUCCCAAUAUUUAGUGAUUUAUUCCUCAUUACUCUUUCUCUCUCUCUCUCUCUCUCUUUCUCUACUUGCAUCUGUCAUUGCUUUGCCCUUUCUCCCUCUUCUGUCUCUCUCUCUCUCUUCCUUAUUCCUUCUCCCUACCCUCCCUUUCUCUCCCUACCUCCUCCUUCUCUCUGGCACCCCACCUCGAUACUGUAGUGACAGGCGUGGCACUGAGGCCCUCCCAGUGCCUGUUUGGGCUGUGUGAGUGAGUGUUACCUCCUCUCUUUCUUCUCGUCUUUCACCACCAUCUUCCUCUUCCUCUUCCUCCUCCUCUCUCUAUAAGUACCAAAGUGUUAUAGAUUUAGUAAGAAAAUUUAAUGAGUUUAUAAAGUGCUGGACUCCAUUGCACAAGUGUCAUCUCUCAAAUACAAGGAUAACUCGGGAUUAUUUUCAAUGAUCGGGUAUUACGUCACGACAACGACAAUCACCACCUCAACCACCAUCGCCACCGCCACCACCACCACCGCCACUGCCCUCGUUAGCUGUUGUAAUUAGUCAAGCGUGAUGGAGCGGUGCGGGCGGCGGAUCAGGCUGGCGGGCGGCGGUGAGGGCGGCGCGCGGCCAUGACCGGGGACGGGACGGGCGGGGCGCCGCACGAGGCCAGCACGGGCGGCGGCGGCACCCUGGGCGUCCGCUGGGGCGACGUCCCCCCGGACAAGGAGGAGAUGAUGGACACGCUGGAGGACGACAAGGAGGACGGCGGCGGGCGGGGCUCCGCGGGGCUCACGCGCCUGCACAGCCGCUCCAUGACCUCGCUGCCGCCGGAGCCCUUCAUGAUCAUGCGCUCCAAGGCGCUCAACCGCCGCGUGCAGCUGAACGUGGGCGGCGUGCGGCACGAGGUGCUGUGGCGCACGCUGGAGCGGUUGCCGCACACGCGCCUGGGCCGCCUGCGGGAGUGCAACACCCACGAGGCCAUCAUGGAGAUCUGCGACGACUACUCCCUCAUCGACAACGAAUACUUCUUUGACCGCCACCCGCGCUCCUUCUCCUCCAUCCUUAACUUCUACCGCACGGGCAAGCUCCACCUGGUGGAGGAGAUGUGCGUGCUGGCCUUCUCCGACGACCUGGAGUACUGGGGCAUCGACGAGCUGUACCUGGAGUCGUGCUGCCAGCACAAGUACCACCAGCGCAAGGAACACGUGCACGAGGAGAUGCGCAAGGAGGCGGAGUCGCUGCGGCAGCGCGAGGAGGAGGACUUCGGGGACGGCUGGUGUGCGCCCUACCAGAAGUUCCUGUGGGACCUGCUCGAGAAGCCCCAGACGUCCCUCGCCGCCCGGGUGCUGGCUGUGAUCUCCGUGAUCUUCAUCGUCAUGUCGACCCUCGCGCUCGUGCUCAACACGGUGCCCAGCUUUCAGGGGCCGGAGCAGGGCGACAAUGAGAAACUGGCCAUGGUGGAGGCCGUGUGCAUCACCUGGUUCACCCUCGAGUACGUCCUAAGGUUCGCCGCGAGCCCCAACAAGUGGAAAUUCUUUAAAGGGGCGAUGAACGUGAUAGACUUGCUGGCCAUCCUGCCCUACUUUGUCUCGCUGUUCCUCAUAGAGUCCAACAAACACACGGAUCAGUUCCAGGACGUGAGAAGGAUCGUUCAGAUCUUCAGAAUUAUGAGAAUUCUCAGAAUUCUAAAGUUAGCCCGACACUCGACGGGUCUGCAGAGCUUGGGCUUUACUCUGAAAAAUUCAUAUAAAGAGUUAGGUUUGUUGAUGUUGUUUUUAGCCAUGGGCGUGUUAAUCUUUUCGAGUCUCUGCUAUUUUGCGGAAAAAGACGAGAACCCUGUGUACAAAAGUAUCCCCGAAACUUUCUGGUGGGCGGGCAUCACGAUGACCACGGUGGGGUACGGCGACAUGUACCCCAUCACGCCCCUCGGCAAGGUGAUCGGCUCCGUGUGUUGCAUCUGUGGUGUGCUGGUCAUUGCGCUGCCUAUUCCCAUCAUCGUCAACAACUUCGCCGAGUUCUACAAGAACCAGAUGCGGCGAGAGAAGGCCCUCAAGAGGCGGGAGGCCCUCGAGCGCGCCAAGCGAGAGGGCUCCAUCGUCUCCUUCCACCACGUCAACCUCCGCGACGCCUUCGCCAAGUCCAUGGACCUCAUAGACGUCAUCGUGGACACAGGCCACAAUAUGUCACAAGCGGAUGCAAACUCGGUAGCAGGGGAGUCCAUGAGAGCUGGGCAGACCGGGACAGGAUGCUACAAGAACCACGAGCACCACAUGGGUCGUCUGCAGAAGGAGGCGCAGCAGGGAGCAAGAGGAGAUACCGGGGUUAUUCCAAGUGCUCCAGCCCCUAACAUUCUCGACCUUCCCCCCACGGAUGAGCAGCGGCCGCCCACCUCUCCCGAGUACCAGACCCCGGACACGACGGAACAAACGACGGGGCAGCUCAACGGUAACAGCACAGAGCCUGAGGGCCCGAGUAGCCGCUACCUUGCCUCCGAGUCCCCUCCCAGUGUGUUCAACAAGGACUACAAGGAGUUCAUAGACGCGGAAUGCCUGGUGCCGGCCCCGGUGACGGAGGCGCCCUUCCCCAUUGAGCUGCGGCCGCUAAAGACCACGGAUGGGGGGCGGGGGGGCGGGGGGGCGGGCCACGACUUGGCCUCCAUGGACUCAACAGACACCUUCGCCUCCUGCCCCACCCAUCCCUUCAACUCGGAGGCUGACCUCACCGACGACCCGCCCAACAACAAAGACUCCAACCUCUACGUCAAUCCCCUCGACGCUGACGGCUACCAGGCCCCGGGCGCGGCAGCGGGCGCGGGCGCAGGCGCGGGUGCGGCGGCGGAGGCGACGACGGCGGCAGCGGCCUCGCCCCGCACGCCCACGCCGCGCUCCUCGCCGCGCCACCGCCUGCACCGGCCGCAGGGCUACACCACCGACUCCUUCGACGACACGCGCAGCACCGACAACCUGUUGGGCAGCAGCCGCUCCUCCCUGCAGGACUCCCCGCUGCCCAAACACCGCCGCGCGCGCUUCCAGGAGGAGAAGCCGAGACCGUUCAGCCGCCUUCUGGAGUCCGUGGAGAGAGCUCGGGCUGCGCGGGAAAGCUCGGCAGGAGACAAGUGCACCAAGAUCAACAGCAGAGGUCGCAGCGGUAGCAAAUCAUCGCUAGGCGGAGAUUCGCUGGACUCGAGGCGGUCCCAGGGGUCCCCGGAGCGGCGCAAGUCCAUCCUGAAGCACCGCGACCCCGAGACGGAACAGCUGCUGCCGGACCUCACCUACGAGCCGCCGCCCUCCCACGAGCCGGACAAGCACGGGCGGCCAACGCUCAAGGGAAUUGGGCCCCGCGCAGGAGGGAAGCCGCACGCCCUUCCUGUCAAGUUCGUGGGCGUGGACGAGGAGGAGGACAGCAACCGGCCGCGACGCAUCCUGCCCCGCUCGCCCAUGCCGCGGAGACACCCGCAGCGGGCGCCGCUCGCGGACCUGCUCGCGGACUUCGCGGGGCAGGAAAAGGCGGCGCGCGACGAGGCCACGCCGGAAAAUAUCUUAAAGGACUCACUCGAGACGAACUUGUUCUCGCUAGCGGAGAGCCUUGACCAGCGUAACGCCAACACGGUGCUGCGCUGCUCCAAGGCGCCAUGCUUGUACAACCAGCCUGCCUCCACCUCGCCCAUGGCCCUAUCCCCUGGCGGGGAGGGCGUGUCGCUGCUCUGCCUGUGCGGCGCGCCCAUGACCCGCGUGCCCGCCACCCCCGCCAUCAUCACGCCCACCUCUGCCACCGCCGCCCGACCCAUCACCGAGAACUGCCUCCUCACCGACGACCUCAACAACGGGCCCGCCACCCUCGGGGACAUCGAAGACUUCCUCUUCGCCGACCACACGCCCACGGAGGAAACCCGCCUGCUGGAGCGCGCCCUCAACCUCCCCCGCAACAACUCCGGCCUCAACAGCUAACCCGCUGUGUUGUUCUGCCCGCCACACUUCUCGUAGCCCACCAAGCGCUACACACGCCGUCACAUCCUUGACAGAGAGACGCCAGCAGCAGACAGCAAGGAGGGCGCCGCCAGCAAGGGUGCCUGCGUCUGUCUAUGUCACCAGGUCCCUCUCCUCCCCUGCAGCGCCGCCUUCAGACAAGCCCCGUGCCUGGAGAAGUCACCUGAGAUGUCUGCUAGUCUGACAUGAGAGAGAGAGAGAGAGAGAGAGAGAGAGAGAGAGAGAGAGAGAGAGGGUGGGUGGGUGUCGAAAGGAACAGCCUCCAUCAACCGUCUCUUCAAACGGGAGACUCAUGUAUUCGACUGCCACAACAGAAAACGAGAGCAAGGCACACGACCUCCUCCCUCUUGUAACUGAGCCAGCCUCCGGAGCGGACAAGGCAAGGAUAAUGACGGCAGGAGGAGGAAACUGACCUUCCCCGCGGCUCCUCAAAGCGUCCACCUCAAAGAACGAAAAGGAAAGGGAAAAAAAGAAAGAAAACUCCAUCUCUUCAGCGAAGGAAAAGGGGAAAAAGAAGGAAAAAUAACUUUCUCUUCAGCUCUUCAGUGUGUAUCCAGCUUGUAGAACGAAAGGAAAAGGGAUAAAAAGAGGAAAAUACCUUCACUUCAGCUCCUAAUUCGAAGGAAAAUAGAAAAAGAGGAAAAUAACAUUCUCUUCAGCUUACAGAACGAAAGAAAAGACGGAAAAAAAGGAAAAAAAAACUCUUCAGCUGCUCAGUGUCUAGGUCCAAGAAAAAAGAGAAAAGAGGAAAUAAUAACAUCUCUUUCUCCUCGAACAAAUAAAAAUGGAGGAAAAAAAAAAGGAAAAACCGUUUCUUUAGCUGUUCUGAGUGUGUCCAACUCUUAGAACGAAGGAAAAGAGGUAAAAAGAGAAGUGUACAAAAAUGUUCCUGAAGAAUUUAUGAAGAGAAUGGUUUGGAAGGACAAAUUCAGUUUAUCUGGGCGGACAGGAGGAAGAGGAAGAGGAAGAGGAAGAGGAGGAGUAAGAGGGAGAGUUGAAGGGAGAGGGAAGACAGCAAGACGUUGUAACUCUCACUAAACACAAUUAUACACUUUCUUAUACUCGUAGGGCAGUCUCUCUCUCUCUCUCUCUCUCUCUCUCUCUCUCUCUCUCUCUCUCUCUCUCUCUCUCUUAAUGCCUAGUGUAGCAGAGAGAGAGAGAGAGAGAGAGAGAGAGAGAGAGAGAGAGAAACAUUAACUCUUAAAGCAAUAACUAAACAGCUGUAAGGUUGGAGGAGGUAGUAACACACACACACACACACACACACACACACACACACACACACAAUUUCGUCUGUCUGUCCCUAAAAAUGCACUGAACACAAUAAAACCCUCAAAAAAAACAAAAAAAAUGAGGAUCCCAUGAGAUCUCGUAAAUUAGAAGAAAGGUUUAGGUGAGGUUAGGUCAAGGAAGGUCGGCGGGGUUAAUGGCGGCCCAAGCAGCGCCCCAAGUGUCUGGCCGUCAGUACCCGUUCCGGUCCUCGGCGUCAGUUUCAAAAUACAGGUCAAAAUGAAUGAAUCCUUUUAAUCUGCACCAUUGCCAAUCCCUUAUAGAGAAGAUGAAUAAUAUUAAUCCUAUUCCCUCAUUCCGUAGUCUUGUCUCGAUGCGAUUCUAAGCGAUUGUAACUCACCAAGAUGCAAAAUAGUGGUAUCUGAUUCCUUUUUACCUUAAUUACACUCUUAUUUGACUGGUAGUAUAAAGCUGGAGAUUCUUGACUCACACAAAAACGAACCAUAUACUGAGCUGUUGUAAUGGUUCCGGUUAUUCGCUACUAAAUCAAAGGUUUUUUCAUGGACAUUUGCAAGAGACAGUGACGCAAUGCCGACGCCGAAGGUCACGGUAGCUCUCUAGUGUAAAGUUAAUUCUAAUACUAAUAGUUUCUGUAGCUGCGACGCCAACGUGAUAAAAUAAAAAAAAAGACUGAAAAAUAAAACCCCCUAGAAUUUAACAAGCUUUGUGCGCCUAUACAAGCCAUUCCGCAAGAAAGCCAGCCAGCCAGCCAGCCAGCCAGCAAGCCAGCCAGCCAGCCAACCACCCAGCCAGCCAGCCAGCCAGCAAGCCAGCCAGCCAGCCAGCCAGUGUCUUGCAUUCCGUGUCUGCGAAACUCUGCUGUACUGCACCAGGAAGAAUAUAAGAAACAGGAACAAAGAAAGCGUUCCACAAAAGCUCAUUCUAUCACAUAAGAUGGUGAAAUUUAUAUAUAUAUGUGUGUGUGUAUGUAUAUAAUGAUAGUGACGUUGUUGUUGGUGAUUUGUGAUGAUGAAGAUGAUGAUGAUAUGAUGUUAAGUGAGACCCAACCCUUACACUAUAUAUUGCUUCCUUCCUCUCCUGUUUCAACUGCGACGGAGAGGAUGAAGGUGAGUGAGUGAGUCAUCCGAUAGUCUGGAGUGAGAACCUUUCUGUACCUGACAAACUAAACAUCCAGGACUGACCGUGAGAUUGUCAGCCCUGGGAAGCGUGACAGAGAAAAAGAGGGAAACGGAACGACAGAAAGACAGACUGAGAGAGAAGGAAAGAUGCGAGUGUUGGGAACUACAAAACAAAGUAAUGGCUAUAGUUUUGCAUACUCUUCCCUCUUUGUUGAUAAGCACAGUUACCGCCUUUUGAACAAGUAUAACAUAUAUAUAUAGUUUUAUCUGUCGUUUCGUGAAAAAAAAAUACUACUACUACACGGAUCUGCACAAACACAAAAUAUAUAUAUAAACUGAUGGUCAUGUUACGCAGCAAAAUUGAUCAAAAAAAAAAAUGUUAAGGAAAUAAAGACAGUGAAGAAAACGUAUGUAAGGAGAUAAUGAAAACUUGAGAAAAGAAGUGAAGUGUGUGUGUGCGUGUGCAGAGGAAAAUGAAGAGUGAAAAAAAGGGGAAUUUAAUAAUAAUAAUGUGAUAUGAUUUAAUGAAAAAUAAAUAAAAAUAAAAGCGCUAAUUUUAAGCUCAAUUGAAUACAAAAAAAAUAUUCGCAGCGUUAUGUAUAAAUAAUAAUAAUAAUAAUAAUAAUAAUAAUAAUAAUAAUAAUAAUAAUAAUAAUAAUCAUGAAAAAUUUAAGUUUCCUCAACCCGCGGGAAGAGAGGAAAGACAAAUAUUCCUUUUUUUUUCUUUUCUUUCCCAAACAAAGCACCGACACUUCAUGAGAUAAGGAGAUGAAGCAUUUAAAGCACUCUUUGAAGCAUCAUUUAACUCGAACCACACCUGCCUCUUAACAUGACGCAAGGUGCUUGGGUCACCGCCGAGGGGACCGCUAGUCAGUCCCCCGAGUAGUAUUCUGUAACCAGUUAUUCUUUUUAUCAUUAAUUCAAAAGUAUUACCGCCUAUGCUGUACUUUUAUCUCACGGAAUCAUUAAAAAAAGGAAUAGAAUUGAUGCAACAUUGAUUAUUCCUGUUUUGAUAUGCAUUGUUUUUUUUUUAUUGUGUUUUAUCAAGUUUGAGAAGUUCAGAGUUGGAUUGUGUUCUUAAACGCUUCCUCGUCCUGUUUAUCACGUGAACAGGCUCUAGUGGAGAUCAUUUCACGGUUUCCAGGGUGUUUUCAUAAUUCCGGUGGUAGUUUAAUAAGGAUUUUUGCAUCAACUAUAUGUAAAGCAUCUAUAAAAACCCGGCUAGUCAUCUUUGUAACCUUCGAAGGCGCUCCUCGUCUAAUCACGACUUGUUGUUAAAGGCUGUAGUGGAAGUUAUUCGGAUUUUCAAGGGUGUUUUCAUUCAAGGGAAAGUUUAAAGGAUUCUGCAUCAUCAGUGAAAAAAAAAUACCCAUGAAAACCAGGAAAAGUCAUCUCUGUCGCCUUUGAAAGCAGUCGAGAUGAGCGAGCGAAGUGUAAAAAAUAGGCUGUCUUGUAUUGAGAGAGCGAAGCGUUUAAGACCACCAGCCAAGGAGCAAGAGAUACAGUAGUAUGGCUUCUCCUUCUCACAUGAGUGCCCAUGACUUGUUGUUGCUACUCUGUUGUUUAUAGAACUUGUUACAAUCAUUCUUGUUCGAUGUGUGUGUGUGUGUGUGCGUGUGUGUGUGUGUGGGGUGUGAGUGUUCUGUAAGCAUAUUGCGUGUGUGCGCGCGAGUGUUCGGUACAUCAUAACUAGGAGCGAUGCGAGUUAUUACUACUACUAUUACUACUACUACUACUACUACUACUACUACUACCUCUGUUACCAUUACCUCUAUGUAUUAUGAAAGACUCUUCACAAAGCUACCUAAAUUUGAAAGGAUAAAAAUGUUUAGCUUUGAGUUUGGUAUUUCACGAAUUCAUUAACAGUUUUUGUCAAAUUUCAAAUAUUCAGUUUGUUUUCUUUUUUUAUGGUUGUAUAUAAAAAAUGGCUUUAUAAUUGGUAACACAACUGUUUUUUUUUUUCUCUUUCAUUAGUUCAACACAAAAUUUAUAACUAUAUUCGAUGAGUUUUCUAUUUUUUGUAAUGUAAGAUGGUUUAUAUGUCACACACACACACACACACACACACACACACACGAGUAAUGGUGAUGGAGUGAUGGUGAUGGCAGUAAUAGCAGUAUUCUGUAGCUGGGAGUCAUUUGCUGGUUAAAGACACUCCUAUUUCUCUUCCUCCAGACCUCGAAUCUCCUUCCAGUCCCUCAUCCCCCUUCCAGACCAUUUUCACCUACAACUUCACCCAUGUCACAUCCAGCAGGUCUCUGCAACUCCUAAACUACCUCUUUCAGCACCCUUCCUGUUCCCACAGCCCCUUUCCAGACCUUGGCCCCUUCCAGUAUACCACAAGCCCAAAUCUAUUCCCUUCUGCCCUGCUCAAACACCCUUACAAGUCUCCAUAGCUCCUCUCCUGAGCUUGGCCGCUUCCAGACACCACAAACUCGAAUCCAGUCCCUUUUAUACCUUCCAGUAUCCUUCCAGCAGACGUUUAUCACUUCAAGUCAAACCACAAACUCAUAUGCAAUCAAUUCUACUUCUUUUCCAGCACCCUUCCAGCAGACCUUAGCCAGACCCAUAGCUCCUAGCCGUGUCCUAAGCCCCUUCCAGCCCUUCCAGUCCCCAGCAUGGAAACCGUUCAGUACUAUCAUAUCACUGUAUAUUUGUAUGAGUUUUUUGUAUUCAGGUUUUUCCCUCACUGCUAUGUACAUAAAAAACGAUAAGGGUGAAUGAGUGAUGUUCUUCGCUAGCAAUUUUUUUUUCUUUUUUUUUUUUAUGGAGAAGUGGCUUGUAGUGGGAGGGGUGGGAAGGAGAAGGGAUGGGGAAGGGGAGGAAAAGGGAGAGAAGAUUCAGUGGAGCGAACAGAGAGAAAUAAGGGAGAGAGAAAAGGAGAGAAGUACUUAAAAAUCCACACUCCACUUGCUUGACUACUACUACUACUACUACUACAACUACUACUACUACUACUACUACUACUACUACUGCGAAAAUUAUGACGUAAAAUAAUUAACUUUUCUUUCAAGUCGUUCAAGAAAGUGGAGUACACACACACACACACACACACACACACACACAGUCCUCAUUUUCUCUCAAUCUAUCUGGACAUAAUUUACUUUGAAUAAACCUUGAAUUUUAAUGCAUACCUAAUGAGCUUAAGUCUCCCCUAUAAUCCGAAUAGAAAAUGGAGCGUAGGACUAAACUAAACGUCAAAUUGGAGGGGUAAUUCGUCUAAAGAUUAACACGACCACAUUGCUCUCGAUACUAUUUCCUCGUCCUUGUGUCGCCAUGUCCCGUCUCUCAGGCCACGUGUCCUAUGCUCAGGUUUAUGUGUCAAAUGAAGAGUCCGGGUUCCCGUUUUCUGAUUUCAGUUUUCAGGUGUAACUCGCAUGUUUUGAAUCGACACUCGUCUUUCGUUUUUUUUUUUUUUUUCAUUCAUCUGAUCGCACGUUUCCAAUCAAGUUUUCUUUUUAUUUCGAUCAACUAGUGCUUCAGGUUGGGUUCGGUCAUGUCAGGUUCGGUUGCUUUAGGUUACGUUACCUAAUCCUGACUUAACCUAACCACCUAUUUUCUUAUACUAGUCUAACUUGAAUGGUAGUGAUGCAAACGCUAAUUGAAAGUCAAGAAAAAUACUGCUUGGAGAUACAGAAAACGUUGAUUGUGGAUAAAGAAAACGUUGAUUCGGAGUACAGAAAACGUUGCUUGGGAAAUAAAGAAAAUAUUAAUUGAUAAUGAAGGAAACGCAAUUGGUAAUGAAGAAAACCUCGACUGGAAGAGAGGAUUAUUGAUAACAGAGGAUAAAAAGAAACCAGACAAUACAAAACAAAAGAAAAAAAAAUAACGAUUGGAAACUAAAACUAAACUAAUACAUCAUUUAACAUUCCCACUAACACAAAUAUUCCAGCCUUCCAUUAGCUAACCAAAAAAAAAAAAAACACUACCCAAGAACUACUAACCAAUCCAGUAUAUUUGCGUCUAUCAGUCUAAGCUAGAUGGACGAGCCAAGACACCCUGUUAUUCUCCACCAUCCAUUGCUCCACCAAGCGUUCUCACUUAACCCAUUACCCGUGACUCUCCAUACUAAUCAAAACCACGAUACUUUAUCCAUAUCACUAGUACGUAUGUCACAGGAUAACUCGGCCACUUGGAGCCAAUUGAAGGAUAGCUAGGCACUAUCUUCCGCGUACUUCUGGACCUGAUUCUCGAGUUUUAAACGUUUCGAAGCCUCGUCUCCACUCUGAAUAGGCUCUAGAGGGAGUCGUGAGGAAGUUGCGAUUUUCAAAGGUGUUUUCAUGAUUCUAGUGAUAAUUUUAACAAGAUAUCAUUAAGGAAGACACAUUUACCAGGGCCAAUGAUCUAUGGGGCCUUUGAAAUUAUGUGUGGCUUAGACUCGCAUUCAGAAACGCUUUGCUCUCUCACCACGAGUAUUUUCAAAGGCCACAGUGAUGAUUAGCCGUGUUCUAAAUAGUGUUUCCCCUUUUAACAACAUAGAAAUCUUGUUAAUCUGUCACUAGAAUCGUAAAAGCACCCUUAGAAACCAGUGUAGCUUCAACUAGAGCCUUUUGAAAAUAGCAGAGGUGACGCAGGUUUCAGAAUAUGGUCCUAGCGUUUCAAAAGACAAACCCAGAGAGCCGCCACAUUUCCCCGCGCCUCUGAUCCUUCCCCAGCCUACAAAUGCACUGCCUCGUGUAGAUCUCUUAGUGUGAGUCCUGCACGCCGUUCUUCAGUGAGGCUUUGGUUUCAUCGUAGUAGAGGACACCCCAUCGCCUUAGCUUCCACUACCCGACCCCUGUGUGCUGGUCCCCUCGUCAGGCUCAGAGCUCGAGUCUGUACUUUCACUGCACAAGAUACCGCUCAUUAUUUGGUUGUUCUUGUAGAUUUUACAGUGACGCUAAGCUUAAGGGACGACUUUUUUUUUUUUUUCUUCUUCCAUGACUUCGUGUUCACUGAUUGAUUGACUGAUUGAUUAUCUGAGACACCUGAAUCCCAGCGCCCCACUUGGAAGACCAUCCACCACCACCACUACCACCUGACAACCACCACAGUCUCACCUCACGCCCCUUCCACAAGCCCACCACCACCACCACACUCCGACCCUCGACCACGGCGGGUGCCCACCACAACCACGUCCAACAAACAGCAGCGUGCAUGCAAGCAAGCCGCGGGUCGCUAUAAAACGCCCUUUCAUCAUGAACACAACCAUUUUUUAAACCAAACGCGGCCUUUACUCAGUCUUGAUGUACGAGAGUUGACGCUGAAAUACUCUCAUGCUUCCUCAAACGCCAGGAAGUCACGACAAAUGCUAAUUCUUUCCUCCAAUGUGCGCAAAGGCUUUUUCUUUCGUUUUCUCUUUUUGUUUUUUUGUUUUUUGGAAGAGACGGUGCAUGGCGUGGCGAAGCGGCUUUUACCAACGGCCUGGCGCGCUGUCCUGUUAUUUAUACUCCUACCGUUGGAUCGUCUUUCUAGUCACGUGGCAGGAAUUAGUGAAGCUGGCUGAUUCAUGGCAUUAUAUCCCCAGUCCUGAGUCACCACGCAUGUAUCGUCCGCAACACUUAGUAUUUGACUAUACAUUUGCGGCUGCAGACAGCUAGACAAACAGACCCCCUAGACAUACGGACAGAACGAGAGGUCACUACUACUACUACUACUACUAACUAUGUAAGGAUAAGGAGUACUUCACGUUAAUCAUUGCUAUUCACGAGCAACGUCAUUAUAUUACUAAGAAAAGUUACGUACACAUCUGUUUCUGGUUUCGACGCUUGUUGUUGUUGUUAUUGUUGUUGAUUGUGGAGUGCGUAGGGCCGUACGUAAAUAAAGAGUAGGAUAAACAAUAAAAAAAUAAAGCUGAGUUCAUGUGUGUGAGUGCGUGUGUGCGUGCGUGUGCGUAUGCGUGAGGGGUGAGGGUUGAUAAGCGCCUCACUACACAGAGCGUCGAAUGAGUGAACCUGGUGACUCGUUGCAUCGUCACAACCCCCGAGCCACCGACAGGCAGAUUAAUAAUAACUCAAUACCUAGGGCUAAGUAAGGUUAUCUAGUUCAGCGCUUGUCCAGCAAACAUGCCUACUGGUAGUUACCGACGCUGUGUAGAACUGUGUAGGGCGUGCUGAGGGCGUGUGAUUGUCAAGGGUGGCAGAGCUGAGGCGGCAGGGAGCAGGAACACACUGGAACUGGUAUUGCUUCAUCUUUGCGUGACUCUACACACACACACACACACACACACACGCACACACUAAGAAACUUCAUCACAGUCUCGCUCAGUCAUGGAAUUAUUGACCGUGAUAUUUACAGUUUCGAAAUACCUUGUACUUUACACACACUCGACAGUCCAUUCUUUAUUUACUUCAGUCUAAUUCCAGUCAAUUAAUUACUGACCUGUGGUGCUCAUAGUUCUUAAAUAUCUUAUGCUUCAUACACACGCACACACACACACACACACACACGAGGUAAGAAAUGGAGUGUUUCGUUUGUCUAGCUCGAAUCAUGAGUUACGGAUUCACCUUUUACUUCCGACACACACACACACACACACAUAGGAAAGCCGUGAUGCUGUAAAUACAUGUUUUCAUUAGAGCAUCACUCAGGUACAGUAGCGGCCAUAAGUUGUCCCCUGCUUCGUGGCCAUUAUGAGUCGAAAUAAGCUCCUCUCCUCAGAAGCACCGUUAUUCAAACCUUCAAACCUCAGCUGAUUACGGUUCAUUAUGGUGACGAAGCAGAACACAAAUUAUGACCAAGCACCACCCCACUGCCGGCGUAUUCGCAUGGGCUAGCAACACACACACACACACACACACACACACACACACACAUAAAAAAAAUAAAUAAACUGCAAAGGCCUGGUAACUUUGACAAAACAGCUCCUAAAACACACGUGGGUUCAUGGUUGUGUUGGCACCACCGAUACAAAAGACAAACACACUCAAACCUUGUCUCUCUUCUCACUAUUGCUAUCAGGCUCUAGUGACAGUUACCAAGGCCCUCAAUUUUCAUUUCCUAAUCCUAGUGAUAAUUUAACAAGAAUUCAGCACCAUCAAUGAGAAAAAGCACCCAAUGAAAACUAACUAGCGAUCUGUGGCCUUUGAAAAUAGCUCUUGUAGGAGACUGAAACGUUUAAGAAAAUAGAGUCACGCAGGAAAGAAGCUAUACAGUCUUGCAGUGUUUGCCUCGCCCUGGACUCCACCUGACAUGCUUCACCCUGCGGUAUAGGCAAGGGCACCGAGCAAAACAAAGUCAAGAGAAAUGCGCAUCAUUACCCACACUCGUAACUUAACAUGUCAUCCCAUCUAUAGUCAAACUGCCUAUCGCAAGUUUCUAGAGUUACCUGAGGAGUUUUUUGGCAUCUCCACUGGAUUGUCUUGAAAAUAUCACCGUGUUUGUAUUCAGGUUAAUAUUCUGAAACUGCGACUUUUUGGGGGUGACCGAGUUUGUCUGGUGUAAGAACGCGAGGAUGUGAAGACAAAAAAUGCAUUAAAAAAAGGUUGGUGUAAAUGGAGGGCUAAUUGGGAGACAUUAAUUGCUAUCCAGUUGCCAGGUAACCUACACCUGGCCACACCUGUACUGCAUGUGUGGGCAGGUGUAGCGGCACUUCUGAUUUAUGGCAACGUGAACCAGGGCAUAAGGAAGCAAGUGCUCAUACACACCUGUGAAUAUAUUACACCAACGCACGUCUACCAGCAAACGUGUAGCAUACAUAUAGACACAUUUAUGUAGUCAGUGUAUCAAUAUGACUGUAUGUAUGAAAAUAUGCAGUCUUCCACACUCACAUACAUACACACACAUGUAAGUGACUGAGUUUGUGUUGUUUGGUGUGUUCCAGCAAUGACACACACAUGCUGCAGUGGUGUGUGGAGAAGUCAACACACAGGGCACCAGUUCUUGGCAACACACUACAUGUAAAUCCUUAUGAAUGAGGAAGUGUGCAAUUACUACCAUAUAUCUAGUUACAAAUCACAAAUAAUGACAUUUCUAAGACACUCUCCUAGCCAAAAAAGUACUGGCGAUACAUUAAAUAACCUGUCUUAUUGUAAUCUUAGUUGUAGUUGAAUUAAAAAUAUAAAUCAAAUCAAAAUAAAAUGCUAGUCACUUUAAAAUUCCUCAUCUUUACGUUCAAAGGAAAAAAAAAAACAAUAUAAUUCCAAAAACAAAACAUUGAAUUGCUCAUGGGUGAAGAUCGGAAGAUAAUGCUGUAGAACAAGUGCCCUGUGUGUGUGUAUGCGCGCGCGUGUGUGUGUGUGUGUGUGUGUAGGACCUGUGGCCGUCAAAAGCUUCAAGACCCGAACUGCUCCAAGUGAGUACAGCGGUGGUGGUGUCGGGCCGGCCAGGUGGGGGCAGCACUGUUCUCAGCCGCACACACUCUGUACGCUCUUGAUAAGCCACACACACCUAUGGAUUAUGUAAAUGACCCCAGAGGACAUGGAUGAACCAAUGAAUAAUCAUGUAUAAGACACAGUAAUGAUUUUUAUAUACCUGGAAUAUAAUUUUGCAGUUUUUACCUCACAGAGAUGUAUAAAAACAGGUUGUGUGCAUAAUGUUUGUGUUCACAGUUUCAUGUUAUAUAUUAAACAUGUUUUAAUACUAUUGUGACAAUCAGUUGACCACAUGCAGAGAUUGUGGGUAUUAGAAAUGUCACAAUGAGCUCCUCCAAUAUUUUGAAAUAGCGUAUCAUUUUUACAACACCUAUUGCUAUGCCACUUUGGAUAUUGUAAGCUUCAAUUGCCAAUCAAUUUUUAACCUAACUGAAUUUAUAAAUAUGAAGGAAUCAACUCCGAAUUACUGUUCUAUUCAGUAUGAAACUUUACCCAUGCGAUUUACCAUGUAUAUUAAACAGUAUGAGUCGCUAA
This is a messenger RNA of Scylla paramamosain (green mud crab), 15183 nucleotides long. RefSeq names its product potassium voltage-gated channel protein Shab-like (gene Shab). Gene Ontology annotation, molecular function: delayed rectifier potassium channel activity; protein binding. The transcript is spliced from 9 exons. Lineage: Eukaryota; Metazoa; Arthropoda; Malacostraca; Decapoda; Portunidae. The coding region runs from base 633 to 3950 and encodes 1105 amino acids. Gene Ontology annotation, cellular component: voltage-gated potassium channel complex; membrane. Gene Ontology annotation, biological process: protein homooligomerization; potassium ion transmembrane transport. The record is from RefSeq and is a predicted model, not a curated record.